Molecule: messenger RNA, 1485 nt
Organism: Venturia canescens
Lineage: Eukaryota; Metazoa; Arthropoda; Insecta; Hymenoptera; Ichneumonidae
Exons: 4
Coding region: 126-1211 (361 amino acids)
Source: RefSeq, a predicted model, not a curated record
AAAAAAGUUGAGCAAAGCGCCUAGAAAAAAUUGAGUUUUCGAAUAAGUAAAAACAGCGAUAACUGGGAGGUUAAAAAUAUAAAAAUUGGCAUCAGGACAGCGAGAAGAUUGGGCUCCCGCGUAGGAUGGAGGGCGAUCGGAACGAUCAUCGACCAGCACAGAAAUCUGACGAGAGUGAGACAUUGGAUUACGAGUGCGAGCAGGGCGCGAGGCUCUCUCGCCCGGACGCGGACUCGUCGCCGACAACCGCGGCCAGCGACGAAGAGCUCGCGUGCUCCCUCUACGUUUCGCGUGCCCCGAACAGCUGUCAGACGAAUCGAGCCAACGAAUUGUCACGAACGAAUUUGGAGAACGCGAUUCGCGCCUCGGCUCCGCUCGCAGACUGGCAAGUUUCCGAAACCUCGUGCGGCCUCAUUGCUGCUUUCGCCCGCGAAACCGAUGCCGAAAAAUUGCUCCAGCGCGGCGACCUCGCACGUGUUUUCCAGGGACCGGUCCAAGUGGCUCGUUUUUCUGCGCGAGAUUCUCGAUACCGACAGGCCGUUUUAUUGCGCGAUGUGCCUUGGGCCAUUCCCUUGCAAGAUCUAAGCUCGGCUUUCGCCAAGCAGGGCAUUGCGACCGGAAGCAUCGAACGGUUGCGACAAUAUGUUCGUGUGGAGAUCCUGGAGGCGGACCAUUACGAGAUCGUUCUGCGGCAAGGUUUGGACUUCUUCGGUGCCGCGAGGUUCAGUGCGGUUCCGGAGCGUUGGUGGCGGGGUGGUGGCAACGGCGGAAUGACGAACGGCAGUGGCACAAGUUGCGGAAACGCUGCUCCAAAUCAAGCUGGGUUACCAGGUGCUGUGAUAGGGAACUGCAACCUCGCUGAAUCCUCGUCGUACGGGCAGCAAGGCGACGGCGUUCUCCAGUGCUACCGUUGCCAAGGCUUCUGGCACGUUGCAGCCAACUGUCGACACUUGCCUCGCUGCGUGCGUUGCGGCGAGCCUCACAGCGUCGAAUUCUGUCCGAGGCCUCGGAACAGCCCCAUUUGCUGUCAUUGCUCCGGUCCCCAUCACGCAGGCUUCCGUCAGUGUCCGGUGAGGCUUCAAUUGUUGAACGCGACGCCAAUCAGCAUCACAUUGAGCACUGCGAAUCGUGCCGGAUCUCAAUACCCGCCUAAUCCUACGAGCAAGCAGAACGCUUCGCAGGGUCAACAGUCACUGAAGCCCAAUCAUUAAAGAGUCAUUUCCGAGGUCGUGGUCGACAGUUGCAACAAAAUUUCCCGGUGAAGAAUAUAUUUGAAAAAUAUAUUCGUUGGAGGGCAUUUUUUCGAAAAUUUUUUUCGUUUUUUCCUCGUUCCUACGAGCGUAAAGUUUUUUCUAACCAAACCGAUCGACUGUUUGUACGAAAGUCUGUGAUAUUUUUUCGAACGGAAUAAAAAAGUUGAUUUUAUCGAAAUGCUUCGAGGUCGAUAGAAAUUUAAUAUUUGUCCGGAUAAAAAAUAUUUCGCCU